CCCCCCAAGCCCGGCCGGGAGGAUGAGCGGCGGCAGGCGGAAGGAGGAGCCGCCACAGCCGCACUUGGCCAACGGGGCCGUCCGGGGCUCGGCCUGGAGCAAGGCGCUGCGCAGCGACGCCGCCUGGGAGGACAAGGAUGAAUUUUUAGACGUGAUCUACUGGUUCCGACAAAUCAUUGCCGUCAUCUUGGGAGUUAUCUGGGGAGUCGUGCCACUGAAGGGAUUCAUAGGCAUCGCAAUAUUCUGCUUGAUCAACGCUGGAAUCCUGUAUCUGUACUUCAGCAGCUUCCAACAGAUAGAUGAGGAAGAGUAUGGCGGAACAUGGGAACUGACAAAAGAAGGAUUUAUGACAUCUUUUGCACUGUUUUUGGUUGUUUGGAUAAUCUUUUACACUGCCAUCCACUACGAUUGACUCGGUCUACAGUCCACACCUGCCAAAGCUGUCAAAGCAAAAGAACAUUAUAAUUUCAGCCUGCAGAGGACUGGGGCGAGGGGAAGUGAAUAGCCUUUUGUACUAAUAAUAGUCAAAGGGGCAUUUCAACUACAUGGAGCUUGGGAAAACCAAUUCUCCUGAACUGAGAAGCCUGUUGGUUAUCACUGUUUUAUAAAAAAAAAUACCACGUCUUGGAACUUUUUAAAAAACCAUCAAUUUUUUUUUUCCUUUUUGAAACCGGUCAAGACUAUUCGAUUACCAGCUACUGUCUCUGUCUUUGCUGAAUUGUCGCUGACUAAGCACCAGUUUGUUGAAUGGAUCUAAUGAUUUAACUUGUGUUUUACUCCCCUAAAAUGUGGAUGAAGCACAAGUUGGUUUGUCUUCCAGUUGUCCUUCAGGCAUCCGAUUUUUAAAAAGAGUACAUUUAAGUAUUUAAAGUCAUUUUAUGAAUUGAACGUGGCAGUAGGUGUGUGCUUCAUAGUACAUGGCAGCCAAUAGCGGCCCUCAGUUUCCAUUUUAGAAUGCUUAACGAUAACUUGAAUAAAUCAAGUCUUUAAUUGAAUUCACUGUUAAGAUAUAUGUUGUUUUCCCCUCAUUAGAGUCCAAGAUCUCUAAAAUAUAGAAAUGUCCAUUGGUAUAUAUCUAUCUUUGAUUUAAGAGGGCGUGAUCUAAUUUUAAACAGUCAUUAUGCUUAAAGCCAAUCAAGCAAGCUACCUACAGCAAUUUUCACAGCCCACCCGAAUUGCAUAACGUAAAUGAAAGAAAAUCAUUUGAAUAAUACUUCUAAAGUUUGUAAAGAGCUAUGUUCUGAUAUUUAAAACUUUUAGACUAUAAAGUAAAAUCAGGGUUAACGCUAUGAUCGCGCGAAGGAGCUGAGGUUGCUAGACUGGGCAGUUUUACAAGCCCGUCCGCUGGCCGUGAUCGAAUAAACUAAAGAGAAGGCAAUUGACUAAA
Messenger RNA from Ornithorhynchus anatinus (platypus), 1387 nucleotides. RefSeq names its product RAB5 interacting factor (gene RAB5IF). Lineage: Eukaryota; Metazoa; Chordata; Mammalia; Monotremata; Ornithorhynchidae. The coding region runs from base 23 to 412 and encodes 129 amino acids. Gene Ontology annotation, biological process: mitochondrial respirasome assembly. The transcript has 4 exons. The record is from RefSeq and is a predicted model, not a curated record.